Messenger RNA from Phytomonas sp. EM1, 814 nucleotides. The record is from the annotation of a GenBank genome assembly. Lineage: Eukaryota; Euglenozoa; Kinetoplastea; Trypanosomatida; Trypanosomatidae.
CAUCCAAAAAAAGGGUGGCCAGAUCAACCAUCAUUUGUGUGCAUGGGUCAGGGACUUGGCGGAGGUACGCUUAUCGGCUCUGCCCUUUCCUUGGCGGCUACUCCAGCCCACCUUACCUUGGCCAAUCACCUCAACAUUAUCGCUACUGGUGCUGGACUGGGACUCGCUGUGGAUUUCACGUCGGACUGCUUCGCUAAAGAAGGAAAAAUUGUGAUUCACCGAGACGUUGUCCUUAACGCGGAUGACGUUUUGAAGCAUGUGUACACUUUCUUCGCACCCUGUCACUCAAAUCGGAUAGCUAAGCUGAUACAUCAAAAACACGAGUGGCUGGUGCUGGAGUCGCACUCAAGAAAAUUUUACACGGUACAGAAGUCUCCCGAAAACGGUAAUGUGAUGAUGAAUGUGCGCAGCUCGUUGCGUUCCGCGAAUGAUGUGGGCCUGAUCGUGGCAGGAAGGCCGACCCAGACCGGGGAAACACGACAACAUCGGAGAGACAUGGAAUUUGACAUCCCUUCCGAUGUGCCGGUUGCGUACAUGAUUGCAUGGCUUCGCAAAGAAGAUCCCCGGUGGGGAUUUUCAACCGAAAAUAGUCGCCAAUUUGUGACCAGAGCUAGGCUAGCAUUGAUCGACUACUAAAAGAAAAAUGGUAAAGAACGAAGGUGACAACGAAUACUGAGUGUAAUCAUAAAGAUGAAUCGUUUCUGUAUUAUUUCUCGAAAUAUUCUUCAAAAAGUUGAAUAGGUUUGAAAGGCGCAUAGUGCGUCACGGUUUACAAUUUGUGUUUGCAUUGCAAUAGUCCCUAACAACAAUAAAA